Molecule: messenger RNA, 3006 nt
Organism: Plenodomus lingam JN3
Lineage: Eukaryota; Fungi; Ascomycota; Dothideomycetes; Pleosporales; Leptosphaeriaceae
Source: RefSeq, a predicted model, not a curated record
AUGAGCGCGCCUGAGCCACCCACGAAGCAAUCCCCCUUUUUCACUCUCCCACUCGAACUCCGCGAGCAGAUAUACUCGCUCUACCACAAGCCCGCCGAUCGCCUUGUUCGCAACCAUAUUCUUGAUGCGCAGGGGCUCUUCGGCGGCGUAUACGAAUUUGACUUUGCGCUUUGGAGAGCGAAUAAGCAGGUGUAUGAAGAAGCUAGACGUGUGUGGAGAAGGGAGAAUGUCUUCAUGAAGAUUGGGUUGCCAUGGCCUAGUGCUGUAAAUCACAUAUCUGCAGAGGGCCUGGUACCGAUUGUCUGCACAGAUGAGAAAGCAGACCUGUUUGAAAACGAACACGCACUCGUACAGAUCACAGCGCCUUUCCACCAAACCAUGCCCGAGCACAUGGCCGUAAUAUUAGUCGAUGACGUACAUCUGUUCAGCCAAAUCUGGUUCUAUAGCGCACUCAGUUACCCGAUGAUGAACGACCGUCUGGCUACUACAUUCAUCUUGCAAGACCCGUAUAAUCCGGGAGAAGAGAAGCCAAACAUACCCCUAUCUCUCCAACGCCGUCUUCUUCUCCCAUUCGAACACAUCAAGGGACUUUAUAGCCUAGAAAUCCGCGGCUACGACCCAUCCGUCGAGGCAGAACUCCGACGACGUAUGGCCGUCCCACUUCCCACACUCGUCGAAUACCUUGACCAGGCCACCGAUCUCCUAGUGAAAGGCGAUGCGAUCCUCAAAGCCAACCAGCCCGAGCAAGCACUGGAAGUGUAUGUUCAAGCCUUCAAGGCUAUACAUAUUAUCAUCAACGGCCGUACCCGCCGCGUCCUCGCCGACGUCUUCUUUCACCAGCUCAUCACCACGGGCCGGUACUCCGGCCAAACUGGUAUGACAGUGCGCGUCAUGCUGCGACUCCGCCUCGUCGCGCGUACCAUCGUAUGCUACCUCGCCCUCUCUCGCUUUGACGAAGCCGCAUUCUGGGGGAUGCGCAGUAUUCGCAUCAUGCGGGAAGCCAUGGACAUUGAAUUCGAAGAGUUUUUAUCAGAGUUUGUAGGCGGUUCAGACGUGGGUCUUAUUUAUAUGCGGACUGGGGUGGCGUUUUGGAACAUGGAGCAGGACAGAGGACGCUGGGGGACGGUACUGCACGAGUACAGGGAGGAGGAGGAUGCGAAGAGUGAGCUUUUGUGGGAAGGUGCGAGGAGGCAUCUUGGGAAGCAGAGUAAGGAGGCUGUGAGGAGGGAGUUGGGGGCGUACGGGGUGCCGAGGGAGGUUGCCACGACACUGUACUUCAGCUCUCGUCCACAACAAAACUUGGUUUACUCCUUUGCACCCAGCCAUCAUUAUACACAGAUACACCCAUCUGCCCAAUCACCCUUCACUUGCAAACCCCCAGAAUCCCCAAUGGAGUGGUUACUGUCUGUGCCUUUUGAUGUGGAGGACAUUGAGCAAUUGUCAUGCGGUGGCCAUCUGAGAUUCGUGGGACGCAAAUUACAGUGCACAUCCAUCUCAUGGUAUGCUGGAAACCCUUUUUCAGUCCGUUCAAAAGAUGUCAUUCAGCUCUUUCGUUGCAUGGAAGAUGAGGAGAUCUGUGUCCUGAGACGUCGAGGCAAAGUUAACGUCAGCCAGGGUCCAAGCGUCAUGACGGCAUCAACUGGCACUGGCAGCCGAAUGAUGAAGAAACCAACUUUCUCACAUUGUGCAUCCCAUGGACAGUCGGAUAGCCCCAUUAUCUCAUCAUCCACAAUGGAGCGCCGCCAGUUACUAGCUUGCAUUCGUUCCCUGGCCAGAGGUCUAGGACAGCGUCAAACUCCCGUGAUGGCGCGCACGACCGGCUGCCGUCUCCUACACCUCACACGCCCCAAUGGGUUGCAGUCACGGCCACCACAGACGCGCGACCGUGGGCCCAAGAGCAACGAAGAUACGCAGACCGACUUCAGUGCCCUCGAUGUCCUCCGCAACACCGUUGCGCCUGCCACGUCCAUUGACGCAUGCACGCCCGAAGGCUUUGCACUGAACAAUCAGAUGCGUGUUAGUGGCUGUGGUCUGUUUCUCCUGGGCGGGGAAGCCUUUCGCUGGCGGCCGUGGCUUCAAAAGGGCCAGGCAGAGUCAGAAGGAGAUGCACUCAAGGGCCGGCUGUUGAACAGCAAAUCCCAGUGGGAGGUGCCUGAGAGCGCGUGGGGUGUGUUGGAGCUGGUGUAUCCGAAGCCAGAUCUCCUCAUCAUCGGAACAGGCCCCAGCGUCACGCCCAUUGCGCCCGCCGUCCGCUCCCACCUCAAUGGUCUUGGUAUCCGCUUGGAAAUCCAGGACACACGCAACGCUGCUGCACAAUUCAACCUGUUGGCCACGGAGCGAGGCGUGGACCAAGUUGCUGCUGCGCUCAUACCCAUGGGCUGGAGGGAGAGCCGAUUCAUCGCCGAUAUGUGGGACCACAGCUUCAGAUUCGGGUUUGGCCCUCGUGCGCCCACGUUGGACGAGGAAGCUGCGGUACCACUGCUUGCUGGAGAGGAUUGUGCGCGCAUGCAGUAUGGCGAUGACACGCCCCCAGGACCCACGGCUAUCGCAGAAUCAGACUACAAACAGUCUCACGCUGAUUCACAAUCAACCCUGAAGUCACCGGCUCAGCCAUCUAAGCCUUCACCUAAGCAGCUUACAGAUUCGACAAACUCUCACAAUAGACCAGAACAGCGAAGCCCCGACCUUUUACUUGCCCCAAUCCGUGCGCUUCUAGAAAGGCUGGAGAGUACGACACCAACGAGCUUACCGCCUUACAACCCACGAGUACGAACCAAGAGUCACGCCCAGAUCCUUAAGGGACGACUACUACCUAUAGGCGACUUCAUCGUCACCAGCGUCCUGGCGUGGGAGCCUCAAGCAAUCCGGGGAAGCCUUGAGUUGGAAAUUUGUCGCCACAUCGCCACACGCUACUGGCCGCUACCCGUCACUGACUUCACACAUCUGUACAUUAUGGAAAUGUAUCACAAUGCUCAGUACGCGGUGACCAUGGGUCUAUCUGCUUGA